Fusarium sp. VM40 is the source of this 1128-nucleotide messenger RNA. The record is from the annotation of a GenBank genome assembly. Lineage: Eukaryota; Fungi; Ascomycota; Sordariomycetes; Hypocreales; Nectriaceae.
AUGGACCCUUAUCAGUUUGACACCAUGCAGCAGCAACAGUUGACUGAGCUGCAUUAUCACAAUAACUACGCCCAACAACAAAGUCUUUACACUUACCAACAGCCAUCUCAACCCCAGCAGUCACUUCAAGCUUCAUUCUAUUCUCAACAACUAGCUCCUCCUCCUUAUACCACACAAGCAACCACCUCUCAACAUCGCCCGAUUCUUCUGCCCGCGACUACAAUCGCGGGCACACUUAGUGCCGCUCCGCCCUUCAUUCGAGCCUAUCCUCCUGUCCUCAGCUCGUAUGAUAUCUCAUCCAUGGAAUUCACCGCCAUCAUCGACGCAAUCAACAUCGCCCUCGCUGAACCCACUCCUUUCACGGUAUUGGAUGUUGCCAGUAAUGGCGUGGGUCUUAUACCAGAGGGCAUCGCCCAGGGUGUUUCCCUAGGUCUCGGGAUAGCCGCAGGUGCUGGAUCUGCUGCUUCUGCUUACAUCAGAACCAAGAGGGCACUGGAGAAAGUAAACCGGGAGGUCUUUGCACCAAAGGGCUUGAAGCUGGAGAUUGUGAAAGAUGAUGAAGUCAUGCGACGGCUUAACACAACAGCCAAGAGUCUCGAUCCUCUUGAGAGGCUGCAGGAAAUUGGUCCGUUUGUCGAGACGCUCUCUUUUGACGUGGGCCCUGUUAUCAGGCACAGCAAUGUGAUAGAUCGCAUUAGCGCAAAGCAAGCUGCUAUGAAACAAGAGGGUAAAGAGAAGAAAAAGCAUGAGAAGGAAACAAAACGGAUCAGAAAGCGUGAAAAGGCAGCUGAGAAGUACAGCCGUCCCGUUGAAUCCAUCGACGAGCAGUGGAACUCGGACACUGAAAGUCUUAUCGAGACCGAGGCAAAGCUGGCCAAGUUGGAGGGUAAGAUCGCAGACAUCAACGCCCAUGCGGAUGCGAAACUUGGGGAGGCGAGUAGUAAAAGAGCCAGCGAGAUUGAGAAGAGACGGCAGAAGGAUUUGGCAGAGGUUGAAAAGGAUAGAGGGAAGUUGCAUGAGAAGCAUGAGAAGACCAUGGCCAAGCUUCAGAAGAAAGCAGAGAAGAAGGGGGAUAAGGGUGAGAAGAAAGUGGCAAAACUAGAAUGGAUUAUGAUACACACCGCCUGA